AUGCCCCAAAAACUCUCCCUCGUCCUAACAACAAGCCUCACCCUCCUCGACCAAUUCCAAACCAUCAUCUACUCCCCGCCCCAAAAACCCGUUCCCAACGACACGGACGAUGCGAAGAGAAAAGAUGACGCUCUGUCCCUCCUAACAGCCUCCUCGCAUGCUUUACACUCACAAGUUACGAAACUUUCGCUCCUUACUAUCACGGCGCCAUUUACGCGUUCUGCUAUUUGUACGGUGCUUAGCGCGUUGAAUGAAUCCGUGCUUCCGUCGCUUGUUACGGCUGCGUUACUCGUGAACCCGGAUGACUUUACGAAGGCGUUCCACGCUGAGAUUCAGAUACUGGCGAAGGCAGCACUAAAAGAGCUAGCUGCGCUGAUUGGUGAAGUUAAGGGUGUCGCGGAUAAGAAUGAUAAAGCACAGAGUGAAGGGAAGAAAGAAGAGGAUCUCUCACAGGCGGAGAAGGAUGUUGUGACUGUUGCGACGGGUCGGGUUUGGGAUGCGUGCGAUGUCCUUGUUGAUGUUGCGACGAAGGGGGUUGUGGGGUUUGUGAUCCGGCGUGUUGAGCAAUGGAGGGAUCUUGUGAAGGAUGCGGUUGAGGAGAUCGAGGAGUGGGAUCCUGAUGAAGAUGAUGAUUUCUUCGAUGAUUUGCUGGGUGAGGACGGGAAGGGUGCCGGUGACGACGAGAGUGAUGAGAAUGAUGAUGAGGACGAGGAUACGGCUAUUUCGCACGCUCGCAAGAAGUCGACUCUCCGUGUUCUCAAACCCGUUGCGCAAAUCUUCCCCGCCAUCUCCACGAAUCGGUUGAAGAAUGCCGGUAAUGCUCCCGUCGCGUCUAAUGCCAAUGUCCGCAAAAUCGAGUCCCUUAUGGUCAACUUAUAUUCCAUCCCCGAGGAUAUCGACGAGGUAGCAGGUGCGCUGUACGAAGCAAACUGGGAAAAGCAUACACGGUUCCUGGGCAAGAUCAAAGAUGAUGCUGCGAAGGCUGUUGGCCUGGUAAAGGCUCCUUGGGGAGCAGAGGGCACAGUGGACAAGUUUACGACUUGGUCGAAAACUUGGCUAAAGGUUGUGGAUGAGGUUAGCAAGUCGAUUGAUGAGACAAGCUAG
Messenger RNA from Aspergillus chevalieri, 1104 nucleotides. RefSeq lists its product as uncharacterized. Lineage: Eukaryota; Fungi; Ascomycota; Eurotiomycetes; Eurotiales; Aspergillaceae. The record is from RefSeq and is a predicted model, not a curated record. The coding region runs from base 1 to 1104 and encodes 367 amino acids. The transcript has a single exon. Gene Ontology annotation, cellular component: nucleus. Gene Ontology annotation, biological process: regulation of cell cycle.